Molecule: messenger RNA, 3744 nt
Organism: Hirsutella rhossiliensis
Lineage: Eukaryota; Fungi; Ascomycota; Sordariomycetes; Hypocreales; Ophiocordycipitaceae
Product: calcium-dependent channel, putative phosphate domain-containing protein
Exons: 3
Coding region: 1-3744 (1247 amino acids)
Cellular component (GO): plasma membrane
Molecular function (GO): calcium-activated cation channel activity
Source: RefSeq, a predicted model, not a curated record
AUGGCACCUGACGCCACACUCUUCGACCCCUUCUCACCCUCGGGCUCGGCCUUCUCCAUGGCGACACUCAUCCGCAGAGCCGAUGACCCUUCGCCCGCCGGCAAGGCCCAGAGCUCAGAGGGCAUCGGCAUUGUCAGCUUUCUCACUGCCAUCGGCGUCGCUCUCGCCGUCUUUGCCGCCCAGUUCUUCCUCUUCAUCCUGCUGCGGAACAAGCUGGCCCGCAUCUUCAAACCGAGAACGUACCUGGUCCCUGAGCGCGAGAGGACCGAGCCGCCGCCCAGCAACAUCUUGGCCAUGGUCAGGAGCCUGAUGAAGCAUGACGACCGCGACGUCAUCAACAAGUGCGGCCUCGACGCCUACUUCUUCCUCCGCUACCUAAAGACCCUCCUCGUCAUUUUCAUCCCCAUUUGCGCCGUCGUCCUUCCCAUUCUUAUUCCCAUCAACUACAUUGGCGGAAAAGGGCAGCAGGUCAACAUCAACGAAGUCGCGAGGAACCAAAAUAAUAGUACACCUUCGGGCCUCGAUACUCUUGCCUGGGCCAAUGUGGGCCCGGCGCAUACCGGCCGCUACACCGCCCAUCUGAUCAUGGCCAUCCUGGUCAUCAUCUGGGUCUGCACCGUCUUCUUCUUCGAGCUUCGCGUAUAUAUCAAGGUCCGGCAGGACUAUCUUACCAGCGCAGAGCAUCGACUGCGGGCCUCGGCCACGACGGUCCUUGUAAGCUCCAUCCCCAAGAAAUGGCUGAGCGAGGACGCUCUUGUCGGUCUGUUCGACGUCUUUCCAGGUGGGGUUAGGAACGUUUGGCUGAACAGGGACCUGGCGAAGCUGCUCGACAAAAUCAGCCUCAGGAAAAAAGUCCAUGCCAUGCUCGAAUCGGCCGAGACAGACUUGAUUAAGGCUUCCAAGAAGGCGCAGCUAAAGCGAAGGAACGCCGACGAGAGAGCGCAGCGUAAGCAGCAGAAACUUAGAGCAGUUACUAAGGAGGAAAAGGCCGCUCGCGAUGCUCAAGAGGAUGCCGCAGCAAGUCGGUUGGCCAACAGCGGCGAUGGAGUCAACGCCGGCAGCCAGGAGGACGUUCCCCACACCGUCGAUGAUGGCGUUCGUGAGUGGGAGAACGACCCGAUGGGACGAGAGAACCACGAGCUGGAAACCGUGGACGAGGAGGAACGAAGGUCGUCUUGCGGCAUGAUGACGCAUGGGCUCAAGAGACCCCUGUCAAAGGUCGGCAAAGGCCUCAGGGGAGCUGCUUGCAAGGCCGGCGGCGAAGCCAACGGCACGACGGGACCGCGUCACGGUUUCAUAGACACCAACCUCGCCAACGGCCAGGCGGCGUCUCGUGAUCCUCCGGGCCCUGGCAGGAUACUGAGCAACAGUGACAAGGAUAGAACAUCGCCGUUGCCUCCAUCGUUGCUCGAGGAGGCGCGCACUCACUCUCGCGCGGCCUCCGCCAUUUCGGAAAACUCGACGGCAGCGACCCACAAGAAUAGCCACAGCAUCGGCAUUGGGACCGCGGGCCGUCAACUGGGCGACGCCAACGACAUGUACGUACGCGAGCGAACGAAAUUCUGGCAGUUUUGGAAACCUCCAUCCGGCGCCUACACGUCUCCGAUCCCGCAGGGCGAUGCAGCCAGGGAGCUCAUGGAGAACGAGUCCAAGAACAAGACGCCCUUCUGGCACAAGGUCAAGACGGCUCUUCCAUUCAUGGGCGACAAGGGCGAGGAUGCGCCCGAGUACCCUGUGGCCUUCAAUUCUGAUCACCAAUCCGACGAGGACGGCGGAGCGGAAUGGGAGAAGUACCUCAAGAAAAAGGACCGCCCGACUCAUCGGUUAUCCCCAUUUGAGAUCAGUUGGCUGCCCGGACUUCCCCUCUUCAACAAGAAGGUGGACACGAUUUACUGGUGUCGCCAAGAGCUUGCCCGGCUGAACGUGGAGAUCGAAGACGACCAGAAGCACCCUGAGCGGUUCCCCCUGAUGUCCUCCGCCUUCAUCCAGUUCAACCACCAAAUCGCGGCGCACAUGGCCUGCCAGAGUACCGUCCACCACAUCCCGCGACAUAUGUACCCGCGUAUCAACGAGAUAUCCCCCCGAGAUGUCAUUUGGGACAACAUGGCGCUGGGCUGGUGGCAGGAGUGGCUCCGAAGCGCCAUCGUCACGCUUCUCGUUUGCGGCAUGAUAUUCUUGUGGGCCGUUCCCGUUGCAUGGACUGCUGCGCUUAGCCAGCUGGAUAACAUAAUACGGAAUGCAGAAUGGCUGGGCGAUCUCCGGGAUGAUGAGACGGUCACCAAUAUUCUCAAGGCCGUCGCGGGUGUGUUGCCCGCGCUUUUGCUUGCCCUCUUGCUCAUCCUGGUUCCCCUCAUCCUCAAUUUCUUGGCCGGCAUCAAGGGCGCAAAGACUGGCGCCCAAAAGACGGAGUUUGUCCAAGUCUACUACUUUGUCUUCCUCUUCGUCCAAGUCUUCUUGAUUGUUUCCAUUGCCUCGUUCUUUGCCAAGUCCAUUGACGAGUUUGUCAAGCACAUCACGCAGCUUCAGUCGGUCAGCGCCGUCCUGGACCUGCUCGCUAAGAACCUGCCUGCGUCCGCCAACUACUUCUUCUCCUACAUGAUUCUGCAGGCGCUCUCGACCAGCUCUGGUACCCUGCUUCAGGUCGGAGCGCUGUUCAUGUGGUUCAUUAUUGCGCCCAUGUUUGACAGCACGGCGCGGAACAAGUGGUCUCGGAACACGGGGCUCAACCAGAUCCAAUGGGGCUCCUUCUUCCCCGUCUAUACCAACUUUGCCUGCAUUGCUCUCAUCUACUGCGUUAUUGCGCCGCUGAUUUCAGUCUUCGCCGUCAUCACGUUCAGUCUCCUGUGGCUCGCUCAGAGGUACGCCAUGCUCUACGUCAACCGGUUCGAGAACGACACGGGCGGGGUCCUGUACCCGCGAGCCAUCAACCAGACCUUUACGGGCAUCUACUUCAUGGAGCUCUGCAUGGCUGGCCUGUUCUUCAUCGUCCAGGACACUCACGGCAGACACACGUGCACACCACAUGGUGUCAUCAUGAUUGUGGUUUUUAUUUUGACGCUCUUCUAUCAGGUGCUCCUCAACAAGUCGUUCUCUCCGCUCUUCAGAUACCUACCGGUAACGUUUGAGGAUGAAGCGGUCCUACGCGAUGAAGCCUUUCAACGAGCCCAGGAUAUCCGAUUCGGUCUUCUCCGAGAGGAAUCACUGCAUGGCAACGGGGAGAAGGGUUCAAGAUUAGAUGAUUCUGGAAUUCGCCAGGAUCAACAGGGCCGCCACCUGCGGGACCACGUCAAACAGGUUGGCCACUGGGCCAAGGACGGAGGCAAACACGUCGGUCACUGGGCCAAGGACGGCGGCCACCAGCUACGCAAGCUCAAGGUGAUGGGGGACAAUUCCAGGGCCGUGCAGUAUCGGCGCCGGCAGCGCCAACGGGAUCUCGAGUCCCAGCGUGCCAUAGGAGACGCGCUAUACGGCGGGGUUCACGACGACAUCGAGGACUUGACGCCCGAAGAGCGAGACAUCCUCACUCGGCACGCCUUCCAGCACGGCGGCCUGCGAGCCCGGCGGCCGACCGUCUGGAUCCCCCGCGAUGACUUGGGGGUCAGCGACGACGAGAUUCGUCGGACGAAUGAUUACAGCGAGCAUAUCUGGAUCAGCAACGAGGGUACGGCACUCGACAGCAAGGUGCGCGUCGUGUACGGCAAGAACCCCCCAGACUUCUCCGAAGUGGACAUUAUCAACCUGUGA